Messenger RNA from Parasteatoda tepidariorum (common house spider), 2361 nucleotides. Its product is annotated as melanopsin-like. Gene Ontology annotation, biological process: G protein-coupled receptor signaling pathway. The record is from RefSeq and is a predicted model, not a curated record. Gene Ontology annotation, molecular function: G protein-coupled receptor activity. Gene Ontology annotation, cellular component: membrane. NCBI's taxonomy places the organism in Eukaryota, Metazoa, Arthropoda, Arachnida, Araneae, Theridiidae.
GGCUCAGGAGAACGAGAGAAUAGUACACAUUCUGCUUUUUUGCCUAGCGCGUCUACUAACUGUAUAAUACUUCAGUUGAGAUUUUGCGUCCACUUCUGUUGCUGUUCAUUGCAAAUGCGUCCGCUCAUCAAUUGCAUUAAAGCAUGCACGACUAACGGAAUUGCAAUAAUUAGAACAUUUUGUUGCAUUUGCAAUAUCGAGUGCAAUUCCUAAUUAGAAUAACAGGUGUCCAAAUCGGUGGAAUAUGGAUGAGGAUGAACCCAGUGAAAGUAUAUGGACAGGAGAUUACCAAUAUUUAUCAAAUUCAACAACGUCUUUAUAUCCACCGACAAUAAUUGCAACACAAAUUGCAGUUGUUGAUCCUCUGCUUCAGAAUCCGAUACCAGCCGAAAUAUUCCGUUACAUCCAAAUAAUAUCAUUAUCCCUCAUCACUAUCUUAGGCUUUGUGAGCAAUUUUCUGGUACUUUUACUCUUCUACAGAAAGCCAACUUUAAGGAGCUUUUCCAAUAGAUUCGUUCUCAAUCUCACGAUAUCUCACUUUUGGCAAUGUAUCCUGACAUUGCCUACAACAGUAAUGUCUGUGGCAGCAGAAAAAUGGCUAUUUGGCGACAUUACAUGCAUUAUAAGUGGAUUCCUGUUCAUAACGCUGAUCAUCACUUCCGUGCUGACCCUGUUACUUAUUGCUCUUGAUCGUAACUUUGCUGUCAAUAGUCCUUUGCAUUACACCAUGACCAUCACCAAGAAACGCACAGGUUUUUUGAUCUUCAUGACAUGGUUCAUCGGGGUGCUGGUCGCCUCACCGCCAUUUUUCGGCGUAACGGAUAUUAAAUAUCGACCACAAUGGCACAUGUGCACACUUGAGUGGGAGCAUAACGAAACUUACAGUUUGGCAUACGGGAGUGUCCUAAUUGUUCUUGGUUUCAUGGUACCGUUCCUCACGACAAUAUGCGUCUAUUCAUCAAUGUUCCAAGCAGCCAGAGACAAUUCUGAGAGAGCCAGAAAACACAGUGUAAACAGUACCAUUGUAGAAUCUACCCUUCCCGAAACGUCUAGAGUAUCUUCUUUGCCCCCUAAAAAGAAAUACCGCAGGUGGAGUUCCGGCUCUAACCAGUUUUUUGGCGAAGAAUGGAAAGCAGUUAGGACUGGACUUCUCGUUGUGAUGACAUUUACACUAUGUUGGCUGCCAUACUUUACAGUGACGUCCUUGGAAACUUAUUUUUAUGCCAGCAACAAAAUACCAGAUUAUGUUUUGUUCAUCGUUAUUCUAUGCUCUUCUAGUGCUUGCAUUAUAAAUCCUUAUUUAUAUGUGUUUAGGAAUAAAACAUCUCGCAAACAUAUUAAGCAAAUAAUUUGUCCCACUAAUCUCACUAAAAACAAAAAAUGGAUUUUCCAAAAGGAAAACAGAGACAAAAGUAAUCCCACCACACUGAAUCCUUGCAUCCUAACUGCUAGUCUUGAAAACGAAGGGUCAGAGAAAGUGAAAGCUCUUCCUGCUCUGUAUCAGGACAUUGAUGGCCAAUGGCAAGUAUUCAGUACAUCAGAAGAAAGAAGUCGAGACGAUAUCGAUGAAACUGUAUCAAAUGUAUCAGAUGAUGAUUUCUUCGAUAGUGGGAUACACAGCUUACCAACCAGGAAGACUUUCAAAACUUCGGGUGGAAAUGUGCAAGCUAUAUACAAUAACUCUUUUACUCGCAGUGCCACUCUGAAAAACACAUCUAUUACGCAAGGUAAUGCUUCGAGCAAGUUGUUGCUUUUCCGAAUGAAGACAAGCGUGAAUCGAGAUUCCACGAGCAGCGACACAACAGAUAACUGCAGUAUUUCGUUGGAAAGCACCAAUAGCAAUGAACAGCAUGGUGACUCAGAUGUUGUGCUGCCAUCUAGACGUGGCAUUGGAAAGUAUCUUUUCAAUACUUCUGAAGAGCUUUUCGAAUCCAGGCCUGCCGUGACAUAUCACAAGAAGCCAGUUGCUUCGAAUGACGAACAAAAGAACACGAGUGAAACGCGAAAGGGCAUGUCGUCUUUUGGAAGUGCGAGAAGAAAAUCCUUCAUUCACAGCCACAUAAGACACAAGAAAUCCAGCGAAACAACCCUAACGUCUUCAACUGCUUCAGAAACCCUUGAUUCUUCUUCAGCAAAUUCACUUACAAAGUCUAGUAGCAAUUGUAAUAGGCCUAAGUUAAUCAGGCAAGUACAAACUAUUGAACCCCCUGAAGAACAUAGUGAAACUUGACUUAGAUAUCCCAUAUAAAAAUACUGAUUUUAAUUAGACCUUGCUUUAAUUUAAUUUUAAGGCAUCGCCAUUCUGACCAGUUUCUAAAUACAGAAAUGCUAAAACGUUAGGAACGGGGUUGAAAGUCCAUA